This is a messenger RNA of Osmerus eperlanus (European smelt), 1167 nucleotides long. RefSeq names its product GTPase IMAP family member 7-like. Bases 1 to 1023 code for a protein of 340 amino acids. Gene Ontology annotation, molecular function: GTP binding. The record is from RefSeq and is a predicted model, not a curated record. NCBI's taxonomy places the organism in Eukaryota, Metazoa, Chordata, Actinopteri, Osmeriformes, Osmeridae. The transcript has 3 exons.
AUGGCUGAACACGGCACGUCUCUACCAAGAAACAGAAAAAGCAAACAGAAUGAUCAACAAACCGUUUUGACUCAUUCUGGACAGUCUUCUGAUCUGAGGAUUGUUCUGGUGGGCAAGACUGGAGCAGGGAAGAGUGCCACAGGAAACACCAUCCUGGGGAGAAAGGCCUUUGUGGUGGACUCCUCCUUUAUGUCAGUUACUAAAGAGUGUCAGAAGGAAGAGGGAGAUGUGGAUGGAAGGAAGGUUGUGGUGGUAGACACCCCAGGUGUUUUCGACACCUCACUCUUACCAGAGAAGAUGAAAGAUGAGAUAGAAAAGUGCGUUAACAUGUCAGUUCCAGGGCCUCAUGUGUUUCUAGUGGUGGUUAGACUGGGGGUGAGGUACACAGAGGAGGAGAGGAACACUGUGAAGUGGAUCCAGGAGAACUUUGGAGAAGAUGCUACACCAUAUACCAUCUUCCUCCUGUCUCAUGUUGAUGCCCUUAAAGGGACAGAUGUAGAUGAGAUCAUAAAAGCAUGCAGACCGCUAAAUCAGCACAUAGCUUCAUGUAUAGGAUAUCACUGCUUCAACAAUGAUAAUCAGGACCACACUCAGGUGACUGAGCUGUUAAAGAAGAUAGACCGGAUGGUGAAGGGGAAUGGAGGGAAGCACUACACCAGUGAGAUGUAUGAAGCUGCUCAGAAGAGGAUCAGAGAGGAGGAGGAGAAGAUGAGGCAGAAGGAGGAGAGGAGGAAGCAGAAGGAGGACAAACUGAGAAAAGAGGAGGCUGAUAGGAGAGCCAGGGAGGCAUUGAAAACAAAACUGUUAGCAGGUGGUACAGGUGUGGGUGGGACUCUUGCCAUAGUUGGGACUGCAGCGUUAAUCGUGACUGAAGUUGGGAUGAUUGCGUCUUUAAUGGUGGGUGGGGGACUUGCAGUUGCUGCUGGAGCUGGUGGCUGGUUGGCAUUUAACAAAAUAAAAGGUUUAUGGAGAAGUAGGCAAACAAGUGGAUAUGAAACCUUGAGUAAAAAAAUAAAAGAAUAGUCAACACAUUAACAACAAAUUACUGUACAACCAACUCUCUAAACCAUGGGGUCUGCUUAAUGCAUUUGUGUUUAUUGUUUUUCUGUGUGAACCCUGAGAUGUUUGUUGUUCAUAUUGUCUGUUUGAUAGAAGAAUCUUCAACUA